Messenger RNA from Exophiala xenobiotica, 1309 nucleotides. RefSeq lists its product as uncharacterized. The transcript has a single exon. The record is from RefSeq and is a predicted model, not a curated record. Lineage: Eukaryota; Fungi; Ascomycota; Eurotiomycetes; Chaetothyriales; Herpotrichiellaceae. Gene Ontology annotation, molecular function: hydrolase activity. The coding region runs from base 200 to 1297 and encodes 365 amino acids.
GGCGGGUUUCCCUUUCCGGUGCAGCCCUCAGCCUGCCAUAGCGACUUGGUGCUUUUCUUCAAUGCUGACGUUGUCGAUUCAAUAUUCAGAGCAAUCUCUUGACUCUCGCGCAUAAGGAACCCGCGGUCGGCAAAGCUGAGGAGCACAUUUCAAGUACAGCCUGGCAUUCUUCCAGGAAUCUUGGCCGUCCUUUUUCAAGAUGCCAUCAACACCACCCUGGACCACCACCGGGAUCCUCGCCACGUCGAGCAUCGACCCAUAUUUCGCAGAAGCUCUUAAGACCAACCUCCUCAGUCCGGAAUCCAAUUGCACCAUCACGACCCUCAAGGAAGAAACCGCAGCUGCCCUGCCGGUCCUUCAAAAGUCGCUGUCAGAAAGUCGUCCACAUGACAUCACCGAGACGACCCAUUCCAUCAAACUGCGCGACGACUAUCCCUCGCGCAUCAUUGUAUGUCAUCUGACCUCUGCCCUGUCGGAUGCAACGCCACGGCCGCUGAUCUUGCUCUUCCAUGGCGGCGGCCACUGCGUCGGACACCCCGAAUUCGAACUUCCCUUGGCACGGCAACUCGCCCUGGCGCAUUCCGCCAUCGUGGUCUGCGCAUCGUAUCGCCUCGCGCCUGAGUUCCCCUUCCCCUUCUCCAUCUGCGACGCCUGGGAGACGCUCGAGUUUGCAGCCAGCGAGGCGCGCAAGGCGAAUUCGGCUGUCUUCCCGCGCUGCACAGAUGCCCGAGUCGGGUUCGUCGUCGGUGGUACUUCGGCUGGUGCAAACCUCUCGGCAUCACUAGCACAUGUCGCGCGAGAUGGCAACCUGCAUCCACAAUUGACUGGACAAUUCCUCUGCGCGGGCACUUACAUAUCGGAACAUCAUGUGCCGGCGAACUACCGGGAUCGAUAUCUGAGCUUUACUCAGAAUGAGGAGGCGCCGAUGCUAGGUAAGACCAUGUUAAACAUGUUCCGAGACGCGUUCCAGCCAGAUAUGACGAGUAAACUGUACAUGAGUUUCGACCAGCAUCAUCCGGCCGACGAGGGAACUGGGUCGGUUCGGCAUGGACAUAUGGGUGUUCCGCCGGCAUACUUUCAAGUGUGCGGGAUGGAUAGGUUUCGUGAUGAUGGGUUGAUUUAUGAGAGGGUGCUGCGAGAAGAGUGCGAGGUGCCGACGAGGUUAGAUUUGUAUCCAGGCUUCGGUCAUUGCUGGUGGGCUACGUUUCCGCAGUUAGAGAUGAGCAAGAAGAGGAUGAGGGAUGCCGUGGAAGGAGUGGGCUGGUUGCUAGAUCGUGGGAUCGGCGAGAAAGGCUGAUGUACACCAGUG